AUGGUUGUUUCGGUUGUUUAUGAGAGGGGUUUUGUUGGUGUGAGGCAAGAGAGGAAGUUGCAUGAGGGUCGUUACGGACGAGAAGGGUUGAUUGUGGAGCUAAAGUGGAUGAGAGGGGCUGGUUGUGGAGCUGAAGUCGGAGAGAGAGAGUGGUUGGAAGUGGCAUGUGUGUGUGUGGUGGGGUGCGGUAGAGUGGGCGAGAGGGAGAGGCUGGCGGUGGCGUGGGAGGUUGGUAUGCCGAAGCUUGGUGCGAGAGUGCUUGUGGCGACUGGAAAUGGGUGA
Molecule: messenger RNA, 282 nt
Organism: Dovyalis caffra
Lineage: Eukaryota; Viridiplantae; Streptophyta; Magnoliopsida; Malpighiales; Salicaceae
Source: the annotation of a GenBank genome assembly